Messenger RNA from Penicillium egyptiacum, 792 nucleotides. The record is from the annotation of a GenBank genome assembly. Lineage: Eukaryota; Fungi; Ascomycota; Eurotiomycetes; Eurotiales; Aspergillaceae.
AUGGCAAAUAUUCCGUCUAUCUUUCGUGAAAAGUCCAUUGCUCGACGUUUAAAGAACUACUGCGACCCCACCCCAAGGGAGCAUCCUCCGGUGGACAACCCGUCAGGCUACGCUGAUAUUACUCUGACAGUUCAGUACCAAACGGAUCUUGACAUUAUAGGAGUUGGAGCAGCAGGCCAAGUCUACAAUGUCGAUGAUUAUACCGUUCUGAAGGCCUGCCGGAUAUAUGAGCCUCCAUCAAGCGACGCCACUCCACGAGCCUUGUGGGAUUAUGCCUCAGAAACUAUUUUCCACUUUGGGCUCCUAAAAGAUGAGAAGACCGUGUUUCGCCUCCUUACAGAGCAUCCUCAUCCAAACAUCAUAGAGGCCAUUGAUAGGGACCAUCCGGAAGGUAUCUACCUUUGCAAAUACCGUCCAUUUUCCGACACGACACCAGCAACCCAGUCAGACCGUGUCCUUUGGUAUCGGGACAUCAGGCGAGCGCUUCUUCACCUCCAUGGUCUUGGCAUCGCCCAUUCGGAUAUAUGCAAGCAUAACAUACUUUCUGAUACCAACGGCCACGCUUUACUUGGAGAUUUCGGUGCCUGCUGUCCAUUUGGAAAGCCCAAUCCUUCUCCACCGUUCCUACUUAAUGGGCCGUCGGAGACGGUCUCUGACGGGACAGAUAGGUUUGCUAUGGGUUGCCCGGUUUACGAAUUGGAGAUCGGAGUCCCAGCGGAAAUAUCCGUGGAUGAUCACAAACGCCUUGUUUUACCCGGAUCCAUACUGGCCACAGUGGUCUUGAUUGUCUGA